AUAGUGAAAGCGGGGAGGGAAGGAGCGGGAAGUGGUGGCUUGCUGUUGUAGAUAGAGAAGGCGGCGGCGGCGGCGGCAGCAGCGUUGGAGGCGGCGCGGGCUCCCUGCAUGGCGUUGAGGAAGGGGGGUCUCGCUGUGGGAGAAGCGCGGGGUCGUUUCUUUCUUGACUGCGUUGCGCAGUUUGAAUGGCGGAUGCCGCGGCUAUGAGUGGCGGCGAAAAAACGCCCGAGCCCGCUCAACGGGUGGAGGAUAGCAGCAGCGGCCUCUUCGGUGUGGAGAACGGAGCUGCAGCAGCCGAAGCGGACGACUGCACACAAAAUGGCGCCCACUCUCAAAGAAGCCGAAGCGAUGAGUCGCCGCUGCUAGACCCUGCCGCCGUAGAGGACAGGGACUCCCCGCGCAGUGGCCACCGCAAGACCGGGGUCUCUGCGGCCUUCGAGCAGACCCUGGCACAGCCCUUUAGCGAGGGGUUGGGGGCUUCGCUCCUCAGAGCCCCCGAAGAUCUGCCUCUUAAGAAAAACUUUCAGAUUCCCAGGAAGAGCCGAGAAAAGAAAGCUCUUUUUCAGCCCAUAACAAAUGAAUCUCGUGAAUUUGAAGAUAUUGUGAACAUUUUGCAUUCGUCAUAUUUAGAUAUCCUUUCCAAGGACAGAUUCACAUACAAAAAAGCCAGUCUGGUUCAUAGUGAACUGUUGGAAAAGGAUUUCAUAGAGAAACGAAAAGAAGUGAAACAAGAAGGGAGGUCAGAGAAAGAGCUUGCUGAGGCAUAUGCAUUUCUAAAGGUUGAUCGUUUGUCGGUCCAAAAUAUAUGUGAAAAUGGCUUACUGGUGGGCCAUUCCAAGAUAACAGUUCUCGGCAAUCCUUCAAUGGGUGUAUAUCUUUCCAAAUAUGCUGACUUGUUACAGACUAAUCCUCUGGAGGCUAAUGCAACUGGUGAUAUUAUUAUUUUUAAAGUAAUAAAGGGGAAAAUGAAGACUAUAUAUGAUAAAUAUGACAACCAGACAGUAAAUGCAAUGGACUCAGCUGUAAAAAAUGCACUGGAUCCUACACCAAAACAUGAAUGCCAUGUUUCAAAAACUGCAAACAAAAUUACAUCCGGCCGUAGUUACAGAGCAUAUGAACGUACACAGUAUUAUUUCUAUGAAUAUCACUUUCAUGAGAUCAGGCAAAGACCAAGGCAUGUGUGUCCAUAUGCUGUUGUAUCGUUUUUGUACAAGGAUGAAAAAAUGCUAAAGUACUUGCCUCAAGUAAGAUCAAAGACUUCUAGUAUGGAUAAGAGUUCUGAUAAAUCAAGUUAUGCUUUAUGGAAAGGGCAACUUUUAAACAAAGGAAAGCUUGUUUGUCAUGCUACUUUGAUAUCUGAGAAACGCCCUACGCUUCCCUGCAAACUUCCUGAAAAACUUGAUGUUGAAAUGGUAAUGAGCUUUGAAAAAUUGGCACAGAAAUUAUCAUCUCGUGUAUUGGCUAAAGAAACAUAUUCAGGAGAAAGGGAAGUGUUUAAGAAUGGAAUGUAUUGUAGUCUGUUCGAAGUUGUGGAAAAGACUAGAUCAGGGAGCAAUUUGGAAGGUUUACUUCAGAAACUAGAGACAGACAACCUAGUUAUUUUAAAACCACUUGUCGAUGGAGGACACCUCUUGCUUCUUUCUCCUUAUCAAAUGGCUUCCCCAUAUGAUAAUCGAACAGGAAGGCCUCGGGUUUUGCAAGCAUUGUUUCUAUUUCGGAAGCCUAGAAAUUUAAUGACUUCAGUGCAAAAAAAUGAUCAGAAAAAUGAAAAUACGCCGUUAUUGGAUGAAACCCAUGAAGUUAUACCAGAACUUCCAAGAUUUAUCCAGUCGUUGCAUUAUGCAUAUGUACAUUCUCGCAACAAUUCUAAGUCUGGCUUGAAUAUUUUGAUGGAAAAAUAUAUAAAUGACUAUUUUAAACGAUACAGUAAAUAUAAAGAAUUUGUUUUACAUCAAUAUAAAGGAAACUUGGAUGAGAGAAAAUUUCUAUAUCCUGGUCCUAAAAAUAAAUCCCAUCUUGAGAGCUGUUUGAAUUCCUAUAUUUUUGGUUCAGAAACAUAUCAGAUUCCUAUUUCUAACGUGAAGAAAAUAAUGGACAGUAAUAGAAAACCUCAGCAGUUCAGUCCUGUUUCAGAUUAUGAACCCCUGGAAGAUGAUCCUGAUCUUACAAGAAAAAAAGCUGGAAAAAGAAAUGGAUCAAAAUAUGAAAAUGUAGCUGCAAAAAGAAAGUCUGCUCAUUCUGGAAAUCGUGAUAGAGGAAAUAUUGAAGAUCUGAUUAAUUUAAUUCAUUAUACAAAGAAAAAUGUAGACAGAGACUCUGACUCAGAAGACAAUAGAGAAAGCAGGCGGAAACGAAAAUCUGGAAGUAAAGGAGAGAGUCCACAAAAACUGUUAAAAAUGAGCAAUACUUUAGAAAACUAUGAAGCUGGAUUGCUACAUGACAGAGCACCACAAUCACUUCUUUCAAUGAUAGCUGAUCUCGGUGGGCGUGAUACUGAUUUAAGACAACAAAACGUUGCCGAUCCUCCAAUUACUGACGUAUCUGGUGUUUUGAAAUUAAUUACGGAAAUGCUUACUAAUACGGAUUUUCAAACAGCAAGAUUGAUUAAACAGGCUUCACUAGAAAAUUAUUCAAAGCAAACAGUUGAAUACAAUCCCAUUCCACCAAAGAUCAAGGAAGAAGCCGAACUUCCUAACACUACACAUGAAAAGACUCAAUUCAAGGAUCCCCAAAGCCCAGUCAUGAUAGAAAAAAGUGCAACAUGUUUGCCCAAUUCUAUUGAUGCCUCCACUAUUGAAACGGAUCCAGAUCAUAUACUACCAUUAAAAGAAACAAGCACAGGAAGCAUAAGUAGCUUUGAUGGUUGCAUUAGUCCCUGUCCUAGCACACCCCUUGAACAGAAUUAUCAUAGACAACGUUCCAACUCAAACAAUUCUGAGGCAACUGAAAUACAUUGGAAACUGAUUCCUAUCACAGGAGGGGUAGGAAGAGUUCCUGAGGAUCAACUGAGAAAGCUUGGAGAUAACCAAACAGGCUUAAAGUCUUCAAGUGAAUUGUUUGCUUAUUCAGUACCAAAGGAUGCUUGUGAACAAGAUCCCCGCAUUAUAAACAGGCCAAGAAGUUCUGGUUCUGAAUUUGCACACUGUGCCUCUUCAGAUCUACCAAAAGAAAGAAUAGAAGAUAACGUACAUACAGGUCAAGAGGUGAAAACUGAAGAACAGUGUGACUAUGAAACAAAUAAUUAUGUGACAAGUAAACAUUCAGUAAGUGGAAUAAUAGAAACAGCCAUAUUAGAAGAGUAUAACAUCUUUACCAACAAGAUUCAGGAAACUUUGCAGCAGAAGAACAUUGUGUAUGUCAGUGGAAUAUCAAAACCUGUCUUUUCAGCCCAGGAAAGAAUUAUGAGACUUUCUGAAUUUAUAUGUUUAGAAGCAUCAGAUAUUGCUGUCCAUAAAUAUGUAGAAAGACUAAGUGAAAAGCUCAACAGUGUUGCUUCAUCAUGUUCAUAUGGUGUCCAGAAUGUGCCCCUUACUCAAAGUGCUAGACCAGUUGAUAAUUCUGUUACCAGCAGUGGAUUGAAUUUACCACUGGAGGAUCCUGUGUCUUCCUCAAAUGAUUUUGAAGAAAACCUUUCAGAGCCAGCAUGUAGCAGUGUAGAGGGAGAUGCAACCAUUAAUGAGCAGAAUCAGUUAAUGGUUUUGGAUAUAGAAAAAGAACAAGAAAAAGAACACGAAAAAGAACACAAGCCGGUGAAUGCUAACAUAGAGGGAAAGUUAGUAGCUGAGCCAAAAGGAUCACCUAUUGAUUGUUUGCCAAAAUCAGAGAAGAUCUCAAAGCCUGUAGAUAAACCAGAUAUUACAAAGCAACCUGCUCUGGCUGGUUUUAUUAGCCAAUUAAGACCUGAAGUGUUUGACAGCAUUUGCAAAAUUAUUGAAGAUGUACGAAAAAAUACAUUGAAAUUCUACAUUCACGAAGAACAAGAAAGUUUGCUUUGCAAAGAAAUAAAGGAAUAUCUUACUAAAUUAGGUAAUACAGAGUGCCAUCCUGAGCAAUUCUUGAGAAGAAGAGCUGAGCUGGAUAAAUUGCUUGUAAUUAUUCAAAAUGAAGAUAUUGCUCAUCUAAUUCAUAAGAUACCAUGUUUAGUAUCUUUGAAGAGACUCCCAUGUGUCAGUUUUGCUGGUGUUGAAAGUUUGGAUGAUGUGAAAAAUCGUACUUACAAUGACUUGUUUGUUUCUGGUGGCUUCAUUGUAUCUGAUGAAUCUGUUCUCAACCCGGAAACUGUCAGUGUUGAUAACUUCAUGAGUUUCUGAAGUUCCUUGAAGAGUUGAGUACUCCAGAUGAAAAGUGGCAAUGGAAAAUCCACUGUAAAAUACAGAAAAAAUUAAAGAGCUUGUAAG
Molecule: messenger RNA, 4397 nt
Organism: Thamnophis elegans (Western terrestrial garter snake)
Lineage: Eukaryota; Metazoa; Chordata; Lepidosauria; Squamata; Natricidae
Gene: TASOR
Product: transcription activation suppressor
Exons: 21
Coding region: 186-4310 (1374 amino acids)
Biological process (GO): protein localization to heterochromatin; negative regulation of gene expression, epigenetic
Cellular component (GO): nucleoplasm; heterochromatin
Molecular function (GO): chromatin binding
Source: RefSeq, a predicted model, not a curated record